Molecule: messenger RNA, 798 nt
Organism: Cariama cristata (Red-legged seriema)
Lineage: Eukaryota; Metazoa; Chordata; Aves; Cariamiformes; Cariamidae
Gene: RANBP1
Product: RAN binding protein 1
Exons: 5
Biological process (GO): positive regulation of mitotic centrosome separation; nucleocytoplasmic transport
Cellular component (GO): centrosome; cytoplasm; nuclear pore
Molecular function (GO): GTPase activator activity
Source: RefSeq, a predicted model, not a curated record
UACGUAGCAAGUUUUGUGGUUAUUCUUUUUUUUUUUUUUCCCUUUCUGUCCAGGAAACACACGAGGAGCAUGAUACUUCUACUGAAAAUGCAGAUGAUUCUAACCAUGAUCCUCAGUUUGAGCCCAUAGUUUCCCUUCCUGAGCAAGAAAUAAAAACUCUGGAAGAGGAUGAGGAAGAACUCUUUAAGAUGCGAGCAAAGCUAUUCCGAUUUGCAUCUGAGAAUGACCUUCCAGAAUGGAAAGAACGAGGAACUGGUGAUGUAAAACUCCUGAAACACAAGGAGAAGGGAACAAUUCGCCUCCUCAUGAGGAGGGAUAAAACCCUAAAAAUCUGUGCAAACCAUUAUAUCACACCCUUAAUGGAGCUGAAGCCUAAUGCUGGGAGCGACAGGGCAUGGGUCUGGAACACACAUGCUGACUUUGCAGAUGAAAGCCCCAAGCCUGAACUUCUGGCAAUCCGAUUUUUAAAUGCAGAGAAUGCACAGAAAUUCAAGGCAAAAUUUGAAGAAUGCAGGAAUGAAGUAGACAAGAGAGCAAAGAAAGCAGGCACAGACAAAAAUGAUAGCGCUGAUAAAGUUGCUGAAAAACUAGAAGAGCUUUCCGUAAAGGAAGAGAGCAAAGAAUCUGAGAAGAAAGAGACCAAGGAAAAAAAUGAAGAAAAGCAAUAAAUCAUCCUGGGCCUUGCAGUUUUUCCUUUACUUUUUUCUUUCUUUCUUUUUCUUUUUUUUUUGUGUGUUUGUUUUUUUUUUUUUUUUAAUUUUUACAAGGGACUUUAUAAGGAACUGAAUUCAACAUUCA